This is a messenger RNA of Lycium barbarum (goji berry), 318 nucleotides long. RefSeq lists its product as uncharacterized. Bases 1 to 318 code for a protein of 105 amino acids. The transcript has 2 exons. The record is from RefSeq and is a predicted model, not a curated record. NCBI's taxonomy places the organism in Eukaryota, Viridiplantae, Streptophyta, Magnoliopsida, Solanales, Solanaceae.
AUGGCAAAAGCAUAUACACAAAAUGAGUUUGAUAUGCUUAUGGAAAAGGUUGAGAAAGUGGAUAUUCGUGUGAAAAAUUACUUGGAGGAAGCUGGACGAGACAAGUGGGCUAGGAUUUAUGCUCCAGUCAACCGAGCAUGGACAAUGACAUCUAAUAUUGCCGAGUCUAUCAAUUCAUCAUUCGUAGAGGUAAUACCAUCAACUGAAUACGUGCACACAGUAAUCGAUCAAGGGUGGCGUUUUAUAGUUUGUAUUGAAAAGAAAAAUUGUAGUUGCAAAGAGUUUCAAAUGGAGGAGAUUCCCUGCCCAAGUGCUUAG